Molecule: messenger RNA, 1302 nt
Organism: Microthlaspi erraticum
Lineage: Eukaryota; Viridiplantae; Streptophyta; Magnoliopsida; Brassicales; Brassicaceae
Source: the annotation of a GenBank genome assembly
AUGAAAUCAUGUUCCAUCCCAUAUGAUCUCAUGAUCGAGAUAUUCUCGAGACUGCCUAAAAAAUCAGUCGCUAGGUUUCAUUGCUUGUCGAAGCUAUGGGGUUCCACGUUUAACCGUCCAGAUUUCACCAAGCUGUUCUUGACCAGAUCCUCUGCUCGUUCACGUCUCUUAUUUGUAGUCAAACAACAAGAAAGCACAGUCCAAGAAGGCAAGAAAUGGAACUUUUACUCGUCGCCUCAGCGUCAAAAUCCAUAUGAGAAGUCGUCGUCGUCUCUUGUAGCAGUCGCCGAUUUUCAUAGGGAGUUUCCUCCAGGAAAAAUGACGAUCAUGAGUACUAGUGUCCGAUCAUUCUCAUGUGGCUAUGAUUCUGGUUUGAUCUAUCUCCAUGCCAUGUAUUUCGCAAACAGUGAUUUCUUUUCUGUGAUAUGUAACCCUAAAACGGGACAGUACGCGAACUUACCUUAUCUGAGAAGGUACAGAAAGGCCGAUAGCUUUUUCGGGUUUGAUCCGAUUGACAAACAAUUCAAGGUAUUGUUCAUGGCUUACUCAAGUGGUCCUGGUCAUCAUAAAAUUAUGACGCUAGGUAGUGAAGAAAUGAGGUGGAGAACGAUAAAGUGUUCCUUAAGACAUGCGAUUGUGAGUCAAGGAGUGUGCAUCAAUGGGGUUUUGUAUUACUUAGGUGAGGAUGAGAUGGAUGAGAAAUUUGUGAUAGUUUGCUUUGAUGUUAGGUAUGAGAAAUUCAAGUUUAUUUACCUGGAAGGCUUUUGUCGAUUGAUAAACUAUAAAGGUAAAUUAGGUGUUGUUUAUUGGGAGGAUAAAAACGUUCGUUGGAAGGAUAAGGCCGAUGGUAAUGCCAUUGGGUUGCGUGUGUGGGUUCUAGAGGAUUCCGAGAAACAAGAAUGGUCCAAAUAUGCCUACACUUUGUGGGAUGAUAACUUCUUCUUGGAUGAUGGCUCUUAUGUUUCCGUAGCUGUCGUCGGAGUGACUGCUAAGGGUGAAAUUGUUUUGUCGAUGACUCAUUAUACAUGUAAACAACCGUUUUAUGUUUUCUACUUCAAUCCUGAAAGGAACACUCUCCAGAGUGUUGAAGUCAAAGGUUUUGGAGCUAACAAUGAAGGCUUUGAGAAACGUAGAGUUUACACCUUUGUGAACCAUGUAGAGGAUCUUAAUAUCAACGAUGCAAAGCUACUCAAGCAAAUUAGUAACUGUGAGCCAUUGAAGACAUACGAAGAACAAGAUUGGGAGGCGCAGUGGCCGUCAGAAUCAGAAUCAGAAGAAGAUAGGGACGAAAAUUGGAGUUAG